AUGGCCUCCUCGCGGCCAAUCAUCCUCCGCUUCGAGAGCCGCAACGGCCAGUUUCGCUUGACUGUCAACCCUACAGAGUUGUUUCCUAACCUGCUACCAAAGAUUCUGGAGCAUUUACCGAAAGAUGUCGACCCCGCUUCGAUCGUGCUCUCGAACAAACCUAUUGGCACAGGCGGCCAGGAGAGGUAUCUGAACACCCUUGGAGGGGUCUCUAUUCAAAGAGUUGGCCUGUCACACGGGGACAAGCUCUUCGUCGGGUACGAGGAGAAACCCACUCAUGCCAACGGAGCCGGCAAUGGUCAGCCUGCUGCUCAAAGAGCCCCUGGAGAGACACGCCGCCUGAAUGGAGCCGCCGUGCCCCAGAGAGACACGGUCGCCCUGCCUCCUCAGCCUACUUCACCAUCCGCCACGAUUAAAAACCCGUGGGAAGUUGUGGAACAGUCUCCCCUCGACGAUCUAUUAGACAAAAAGGACGGAAAGAUACAUCGGGGUUGUGAUGCGAAAAUGUGCAGACACGGUCCCAAGGGCAUGUGCGACUACUGCAUGCCGCUCGAGCCCUACGCCCCGGAGUAUUUGGCAGAGAAGAAGAUAAAACAUAUGUCUUUCCACGCUUACCUCCGGAAAAUUAAUUCGUCAAAGAAUAAGCCGGAAGUCAAGAGCUCAUACAUGCCUCCACUCUCCGAGCCCUAUUACCGGGUCAAGCGAGAUUGCCCAUCCGGACACCCUCCAUGGCCCGAAGGGAUCUGCACAAAGUGCCAACCAAGCGCCAUCACCCUGCAGCCGCAAGAGUUUCGAAUGGUCGACCACGUUGAGUUUGCGUCGCCGGAUCUGAUCAACUCGCUCCUGGACUUCUGGCGUAAAUCGGGUGUGCAGCGGCUAGGCUUCCUCUAUGGCACGUAUGAGGAGUAUACAGAGGUCCCGCUAGGCAUAAAAGCCGUCGUCCAGGCGAUCUAUGAGCCUCCCCAGAUAGACGAGGUUGACGGGAUCACGCUGCAAGAAUGGGAAAAUGAAAAGGACGUGGACGAGGUUGCUCGGAUGUGCGGCCUUCAGAAGGUCGGGGUGAUUUUCACCGACUUGCUCGAUGCUGGAAAGGGAGAUGGCAGCGUUGUUUGCAAGCGACACAGGGAUUCGUAUUACCUCUCCUCCCUGGAGAUUGUUUUUGCUUCUCGACUGCAGGCACAGUAUCCCAAGGCGACGAAAUGGAGCGAAACCGGUCGUUUUGGCUCGAAUUUUGUUACCUGCGUGCUGAGUGGCGAUGAGGAAGGUGCUAUUAGCGUCAGCGCAUAUCAAGCCUCCAACUCAGCCGUGGAAAUGGUAAGGGCAGACAUAAUUGAACCAUCUGCGGACCCGUCUGUUAUGCUCGUUCAAUCAGAGGACGACGACGAUGCUGGCAGUCAAACUCGGUAUAUCCCCGAUGUUUUUUACCGCAAGAUCAAUGAAUAUGGCGUCAGCGUACAGGAGAACGCCAAACCCAGCUUCCCAGUGGAGUACCUCCUAGUCACAUUGACCCAUGGCUUCCCAACCGACGGAUUGCCGCUCUUCGUCGACAGCACUUUUCCCAUUGAGAACCGGGAACUCAUCGGGGAGAGCCAAGAGCUACGGGCUCUCGCAAAGAAGUUGACAUCUCACGACGACCCGAACAGAGCAAUACACGCCGUUUCGGACUUUCAUCUUCUUUGCUACCUCCAUUCCUUGGGGACUUUCAGCAAGGAGGAGGAAGAACUUCUAUGCCGUGUAGCGACCAACCAUGACCCGGUGGACGGCGCACAGCUGGUGAACACACCCGGAUGGGCGACCCUGGUGACAAUACUUCAGGAGAGCGGUGAGCGGCCCCCUAAGCGCCCUUGGCUACCCAAUGCCGAGGAUUCUCCUCUCCCAUCUUUUGCUCAGAAACGUCGGCAUCUGUCAUCAAGAUCCGAGUCUCCGAAUUCAGAGAGUGAACAUCUUGCUAAGAGGUUUAAGGGGACUAGCCUAGAGUAA
Rasamsonia emersonii CBS 393.64 is the source of this 1980-nucleotide messenger RNA. Its product is annotated as Nuclear protein localization protein 4. Gene Ontology annotation, biological process: ubiquitin-dependent protein catabolic process. The coding region runs from base 1 to 1980 and encodes 659 amino acids. The transcript has 4 exons. NCBI's taxonomy places the organism in Eukaryota, Fungi, Ascomycota, Eurotiomycetes, Eurotiales, Trichocomaceae. Gene Ontology annotation, molecular function: ubiquitin binding; ubiquitin protein ligase binding. Gene Ontology annotation, cellular component: nucleus. The record is from RefSeq and is a predicted model, not a curated record.